AUGCAGACUGGCUGCCGUUGGUUGCUGCCGUUGAGAGAGUCAAGUAUCUUGACGGUUGACAGCAAACUUUACGCGGACAAUAAGCGGAUCAGCGCUGGCCAUGGCGGGAACGGCUCCCGUUCAACCAACUGCAUCCAGACUGGCCUGACCGGCGAGUCCAUACUCUCCAGGGCCAACUCGUGGACGUACGAGAUGCUAAGCAUGCUCUUCGCCAUCGGCGCCGUGGGAUCCAUCACGGGCGUCCUAGCCUGCUACGACGGCAAGUCACUGCCGUCGUGGCCAUCCUCCAUCACGCUCAACGCCAUCAUUGCCAUCCUGGCCACCAUCGCUACCGCCAGCAUGAGUGUGCCCCUGUCCAGUGGCCUGGGCCAGCUCAAGUGGAUUCGCUUCAGGCAGAACCGCACACCUCUCUCAGACAUGGAGCUCUUUGAUGACGCGAGCCGUGGCGCUCUGGGCGCUCUGGUCCUGCUCCUGCGGGCCCGUGGAGGGAUCGCCGGAUCGUUUGGCUGCAUAAUUAUGGUGAUUGUGCUUCUGCUGAAUCCUUUUGCCCAGCAGAUUGCCACAUACCCCGUGCGGAUCGUGUCAACGACCCAGGGGGCUGUCAACUUUCGAGCGCUAAAGUACGGGCCGGCCCUGUCUGGCAACAGCGACGCGGCGCCGUUCGUGCCCAUCCUGCCCCUCAAGGCGGCCGUGUACAACGGCAUGUUUGCCGAGAACGGUAAACCAUGGAUGAGCCUGCCCUUUACCUGCCAGACAGGGGACUGCGACUGGGACCCCAUUGAGACGCUGGCGGUGUGCUACAAGUGCAUCGACAUGUCCGAGUACUUGUCGCGCUUCUGCUCCAACGGCACGGCACGCGGCGGCAGCACGUCUGGCUGCGGCUGGACGCUGCCGUCGGGGGCGCGGCUGAACACGAGUGCGGAAGUGUUUGGCAUGACAUCCUUGUUCCCUGGAUCCAUGGGCGGCGCGUCGUACUCGACCAUCAUGAAGCUCAUCUUCAUGGGCACCGAGGCGCAGGCGGGCAAGGCAGGUGAAAUCCAGCCGUGGGCGCGGCAGUGUACGCUGAGCGCGUGCGUGCAGACUAUACAGUCGUCGGUGCGCAACGGCAACCUCAACGAGACCAUCCUCAGCCAGACAACCAAUGACACAGUGCCCGGCGACGGCGGCGCAUCGCUCAUCAGCAACGGGCAGCCGCAGCUCAUUGUCAUCACCAGCAACACCACCGGAACGUCAUACAAUAUGACGGCGAACGCCAUGCUGGGGAUUCAGUCGUGGUUCACGACGCUGUUCCGCAACGGCACGGCCUCGCGUAGCUCGAGCGUUACCAACCGCACCAUGACCAACCUGCCGGGCAGUCCGAUCGUGGUGAACCUGACGGUGGGCAUCUCGUCGGGCGUGACGUUCUUCGACACGGACAUGGUCCAGGCCUUCUAUUGGAACUACUACGAGUACGCUAACGGGCUCGACAUGCUCAUGAGCGACCUGGCCGUGUCCAUGUCGGCCAGCUUCCGCGCCAUCUCGGGCCAGCAGGUCAACGGCACGUCGCUCACCAGCGAGAGCUACGUGCACGUGCGCUGGGGCUUCGUGGCGGUGCCGGUGCUGGCGGUACUGCUAGCCACCGUGUUCCUAUUUGUCGCCAUCCACCGCACGUGGACCUCGGGCGCGCGCGCCUGGAAGACCAGCGCCCUGGCCAUGCUGUUUCACGGCCUCGACGAGGGCGCGCGCGGGAAGUUUGACGAGCUCGACAGCCUCGCGGCCAAGAAGCGCGAGGCCAGAGGCAUCCAGGUCAAGCUCGACGCUGCCCAGGGCGGAGGCGGGACGCUCAAACUUGAUAAAGUGUACCAGUAG
Lasiosphaeria miniovina is the source of this 1848-nucleotide messenger RNA. RefSeq lists its product as uncharacterized. The record is from RefSeq and is a predicted model, not a curated record. Bases 1 to 1848 code for a protein of 615 amino acids. NCBI's taxonomy places the organism in Eukaryota, Fungi, Ascomycota, Sordariomycetes, Sordariales, Lasiosphaeriaceae. The transcript is spliced from 5 exons.